CGGACUCGGAGAGUUGGUUCCGACCCUUCCUGCUUUCCACCUCAUCCACCGUGGCUUGUCACGAAUGCCAUUAUCAAUACUCCCUAUCGAAAUUUGGGAGCAGAUAAUUGGUUCCCUCAACAGAUAUGACCGUAGAUCGUUCUGUGCCUGCUGCCUAGUUUGUCGCGCCUGGGUUCCCAUUAGCCGCCAUUACAUCUACGACGAAGUUUUUCUUUUAUCGUCAUCCCAGGCAGAUAAAUUCCUGAAAUCUCUCUACCUAGAAGCAACAGAAAUUGGGUUAUACGUUAACAGUCUCAGUCUUCAUGAAGGCACCGGCCGGAACCCUCGCGAGCAUCUUUGGCUCAGCAAGGCCCUUCUCACACUGUCGCGUUGUCUUCCCAAUAUCACAAAUCUCACGAUAGACUGUGUCGUUCCAGAUACGUUCGACCCGUCCUCAUGGGCAGCACUGCUGAACGGUUUCCCUAACGUCACCUCUUUUUCCUUGCUCUCCGCUCGAUUCACCACUCCUACGGAAGCAUUGCAGCUCAUAGCUUCUUUUCCAAGAAUGACCUCCCUCUACGUCCAGCGUUUGGACUUCAUUGAAGAUCCUAGACACGUGGUGACGAAUUCCAUGAUUAUCCCUCCUCCAGCGCUUUCCACGCUGAGCGUACAUCAGAUGUACCUUCCCUUUCUACUGGACUGGCUUACAAGACACACCGUAAACAUCCGUUCUGCAACUUUUACAUCCGUGUACAGUGCGAACAUGGAAAGCAUAGGCAAAUUUGCACACCUGCUUGGUCCUUCGCUUGAACACAUAUCAUUAUGUGAGCCUGAAACUGAACGAUCCCGGCCAGUCUUUGCAGCAGAGUGUUUCAACCUUGCUGCUAACACUCACUUGCGUUCUCUGGACAUAGAUGGGAUGUCUGCCAUCAGUGGACUGCCGUGGCUAACAGACCUCCUAUCGCAAAUAACGUCCGAAAACUUGGAGUGUGUCCGUUUCGCAAUAAUGGCACAUGCCGUGGACGUUCUCCGAAAAGUUCCAUGGUCCCAAGUAGACCAUAUCCUUUCCCAAUUUCCUUCCAUACGAACAGUCAAAUUCCGUUUCUUCAUGGACUCGUCACUCUGGAAAAAGGCUGCAAUAUUCGUGAAGACUCAGGUCCCCAGACUAGUCGACCGGGGUGUCCAUAUAGAAUUUGAAUUAUGAACAUUCCGUUCAUAUCAUCAAUCCCUCGUUGUCCUCAAGUUUGCCCCAUCCAAGGGUAUGGCCCCAACUCCUCCACAUUCUUUCAACCACCAUUCUUUUCUCGUGCCUGUCAAGCUCGGGAUUCGACAAAUCUUCUACAUCUUCUAAAAACCCUUCACGGAGUCGGGAACGGGAAGGAAGAUAUUUUUCUCCG
Molecule: messenger RNA, 1376 nt
Organism: Desarmillaria tabescens
Lineage: Eukaryota; Fungi; Basidiomycota; Agaricomycetes; Agaricales; Physalacriaceae
Exons: 2
Coding region: 65-1183 (372 amino acids)
Molecular function (GO): protein binding
Source: RefSeq, a predicted model, not a curated record